This is a messenger RNA of Aspergillus mulundensis, 2028 nucleotides long. RefSeq lists its product as uncharacterized. Bases 1 to 2028 code for a protein of 675 amino acids. NCBI's taxonomy places the organism in Eukaryota, Fungi, Ascomycota, Eurotiomycetes, Eurotiales, Aspergillaceae. The record is from RefSeq and is a predicted model, not a curated record. The transcript has a single exon.
AUGCAGCGCAAGAGCCAAAGAGGUCUCUCUGAUGUACAAGCCAGAGUCGCAUUUCUCAACAAUUUAUCGCGCGCGGGUAGCCCAGGAGCCGGAGCAGGAUCAACAUCAGCUGGAGGAACUGCGGCCCUUCAACGAGCCAUCCUUGGACGCGAGGAGGCCGAAUCAGCUCUAUCCCGCGUAUCCUCGCAACUCUCAGAAGCCCAAUCGCGGGAACGCCGGAUCAGUGAAAGACUCGAGUCACUACUAGAAGAAUUACAGAGCUCCAAAGAACGCCAGGCCCACGAGAGAUUGGUCUUCGAGAAGGAAAUACGAAAAGCUAGAAAGGAGGCAUUCCGCGCUGGAUCUGCGCUCGUGAAAACGCAAGAGGAACUGAAGCACAAGAAAGCCGAGGCGAAGGGGCUAAGCGAGGAAGUACAGUCCGAGCGAGAAGCGAAGGAGAAAGCGAAACAGGAAGCUUUUGAGCGUGCAUAUGCAAUUGCGGGCUUAACAGAGGAGCUCGAUGAAGUCAAGGGUCGACUACGGACGGCAGAAGCAAAGAACCAAGCGAUUACCCUUCAACACGCCCGGGCGCGCGAGAUUAGAAAGCUGGAAGCUCCUAGGAUGUCCAUAGCGGAGGGAGACCUCGCCUUGCUGAUGACUCCAAGCCCACGAAAACCCAAACGACCUUCGGACGCUCUGGGUGAUGAGUCUGCACAGAAGAUAGCAGACCCUGAAGCUUCAAACCACGAAGAUACACCACCGAAGAAGCAAAUCAAGCUAACCGAGCCCGCAUCUCCUUCUCAUCAGGAUACGCCAUCGAAGAAGCUAAUAAAACUUUCCGACCCUUUGUCUCCACGAUACUCCCAACAAUUCGGGGAGAGCCCUCCUCUUACAGUACAAGAGCUUGUUGACAGAUUGCAACUAGAGCUCCGGUGGGAGAGGAACGAGAGGAUCAACGCAGAAAAAGACGUCGAGUUUAUGCAGCUACAGUGCAUGUUCAAGAUAUGCGCCUGCCGCGAACUGGAGAACUUGGAGAUUGAAGCCCGGGGAAACAAGGAGGUCAGCGCAGCUGAGAACCAGCCCCAGGGCCAGAUUGAUGAAAGUAAAGGCGCCGAAGAGAGUAGCCAUCAACAACAAAUAACGGGGCCGUCUGAAACAGAGCUCGAAGAGGUAGUGACCCGCCAGGAAGAAUUCCAAAGGGACACGAAAGAGCCUGAUAUCCAGGCGCAUAUCGAGGAGCAGGUGGUUCAAAGGGAAAUGCAUGCGCUGGAAACCCAGCCCGAAACUGAGGAGCAGGAACCCAAGGGAGAUAUCCGAACAGACAGUCCACAAGAAGACGAGGUCAAGGCAGAGCAAACCCAGGAAGACGAAAUUAUGGAAGAUGAAGUCCAGGAGGAAGUGGGGGAACCGCUCAUCACCUUCUCGCCUGCUACGGGAACUUUCCGCACCAUACCUUCACCACUUCGGUCGCCGCAAAAGCAGCCUCAAGAAUCUGCUCCUCAGGAACUCCAACCUUCGCCAAUCAAAUUUAACCCCAGGCUGGAAGCUCAGUACUCUCCUUCCGCAACCCCUGCUCAGAAGUAUGAAUCCCAUCCGCGUGAAGCAUUAUCUGAAUCAAUUUCUCAAAGCGAGGCUUAUUCUAGAGAUUUGACUCCAGAAGCUCAUCCUUCUCCAGUGGCCACUGAAGCGCAGCCGCAGCCGGAAUACGAAGACUUGCAUCAUAUUGAGCAUGUGAACGAAAUCCACAACGUCAAGCGCAUCCCGUUGCGCAGUGAUAACGAGGCGUCUGAUCCCUCCGUUAUUGCUCCAGGUACCCCCAUCAGUCGGGAACAAGCACUGGCCCAGAUCAGAGCUCGGCGUGGAAGAACCAGCGAAAUGAAGAGGUCUGUUAGCGCCAGCGACGCUGGCUUUCGGGCUGGCGGGCUAAACGUCACUCCGGCACGGCUGGCUCGGAGGAUUCCCGGCGUUCAGAAUGCUACAGAUCCGCGAGGUGACGGCGUCAAGAAGAAUCGCAGAGACAUGAGUGCUCCAAUUAGGCCACUCCGAUAA